Molecule: messenger RNA, 2124 nt
Organism: Naegleria gruberi
Lineage: Eukaryota; Heterolobosea; Eutetramitea; Acrasida; Naegleriidae
Exons: 1
Coding region: 128-2104 (658 amino acids)
Molecular function (GO): protein binding
Source: RefSeq, a predicted model, not a curated record
CAGAGCAGGACAGAGUAUCCUAAUUUUAAAUCAUCAAGAAUAUGGAUUCGGAAGAUUGCAAACUUGUUCGGAAUAUCAUCAAAGUCUUUCAUUAUUGAAUGAUGGAAAUAAUAAUAUUGAAAAUAAUAUGGAAAUGUUGUUGAACAAGUUUAUUUCUAAUAGUAGUAUGGAAUUUACAUCAAGUAACAAUGCUAAAGAAAGGGAUGAAGUUGAAAUUUUGAGAGCACAAAUUAAAGAAGCCUUUGGUAAUCGUAGAGGUAUUGCAGUUAUUUUGAAUUAUUAUUAUAGAUUGAUUGAUUUAUUGAUGGAUUUGAAGGAAAUUGAACAAGCCAAGGUGGAAUUGCAAUAUUGUAUUGAUGUUACUGUUGACUUUUUAGGAGAAAAUCAUAUUAGCAUGUUUAAAUUGAGGGAAAAGUUGGCACUGAUACAUUUUUAUAAUAAUAAUAUGAUUGAAGCAUUGAAAGAGGUUCAUAACAUGUACUUUAUGGCCUAUAAUUUGGUUGAAGCUCAUGAUGAUCGAUUCCCUCUUGUGAAGGAUUGUAUUUAUUCUAUUAAUUAUGUUUCAUUCUAUAUUGAUUUCUUUUAUGGAGUUUUCAGUAAUUCAGAAAUGAAAAAUUCCCUAUUCAAACUCUAUACAAAUGGAACAGAAUUGAGUAGUCAAUUAACUUUAACCUCAUUGGCUUCUCAAUUUCCUGAAUGGAGAAGAUAUGAAAUGGCAGAAAGAUUUUUAUAUGACAAGUUGAAGAAGGAGGAAAAUGUUCUAGCCAAGCUCACACUCACAAGCUACAAAUCAGAUACAAAGGCAGAGAUUAGAAAACAAAAGGAUUCAAUCUUUGAAAUAAUUAAGAGAGUUGCACAAUUAUUUGAAUCUGAAAGAAGAAUCAAAUUAGCUAUCUUGCAAUAUGAAAAGGCUCUCACUAAAGCCAUUUCAUUCUACGGCAAAAAUUCAAUUCAAGUCGGAGAAGUUUUAUCACCUCUAUCCUCUCUCUGUAAUUUGGCCGAAAAGUAUGAACAAGGUUUAUCGUAUGCUAAAAGAGCUUGUGUCUUGCUGAAUGCCAUUCCAGACAAGCUUAACAAGAAAAAUCCAGAAUAUGAAGUGAAAUUGGCCAAGGCUCUGAUUACUAUUGGUGAAAUUCACUCCAAUGCUGCUAAAAACCUUCCACCAGACGAUAUUCAACCAUACAUUGAUGCAGAAAAGUACAUCUCAGCUGGUAUGAAUAUUGUAGAUAAGCAUUAUGGUAGAGACAAUCCAGUUUGGAUCUUGGCUGCCUACAGUUUGGCAAGUAAUUAUGAUUUACUUUGCUCAUGUUUGCAAGAACAAGCCAUGAAUGAUAAAGUUGGACAAAUGGGAACUGAAAAUAUCAAACAAGAACAACAAGAAUUGGACAAUAUUCAAAUUGAACUCUCUGAGGAAAAUCAAAAGAAAUUGGAUGAAUGGAGGGAAAAGGCCAAUAAUUUGUUUGAACUCAUUCGUGAAGUUAUAGAAAUGAGUCCAAGCAAGUAUUUGAUAAAUAUUCCUUUAACAAAGGGUUCAGUUGAAGUUGAAGAAAUUAUGGGAGAAGAUACCAGAAUGUUCAGACAAACAACACUCAACAGUUUCCCACCAAAUCCAACAACUAUCAAUGAAUUGUACCUUUCCAGCAGAGAAAUUCACUUGACAGGUUCAGUAGACUCAGGUAUUCAGCAUCUCCAAAAUGCAAUGAGACUUUUCGAACAACAAUAUGGAAAUGAAUAUCUAUUCGAAAGAGAAUUUGCCUCAACAGAAUUGGCAAAUCUUUUCAAUCAUAGUGGAAAUAUCGAUGAAGCCAUGUCAUUAUUGGAAGCAAGCUUACAAAGAGUUGAAAAGGCUCUCGGAAAUGAAUCUAAACUCUAUCAAGAAGUUUCUCACGCCUACAAGAAUAUUUCCUCACUCAAAGGACUUUCAAAAGAUGAAAAAGAAGAACGAUUCCAAAAACUCUUAGAAAAAUACGACAAGGAAAUGGAUCAAGCCAAACAUGAGGUUGCAAAAACCAAUCAACAAGUUUCACAAACCUUAAAACCAAGCUCCUCUUCUGGUAGCUCAAUUAUAACCAACAACAAAUCAAAGAAAAAGAAAAAGAAGUAAAUUCAUUACUAUUUUUCCAA